GGUUUGUAGGUUAGCUGUCAAUUGGCUGAAGAAAAAUCAAGUAUGUUUCGGUACACUUAACCAAACAUUGUGCAGGAAACAAACUCGACCAAUUUUGUUGGUUUUCUCUUUUUUUUUGUAAAAAACGGGGCAAACAUAAAAUAGCCAAAAAUGUUGGGGUUGAGAUCGAUGUUGUCGCGGCUAACCAUUCGAUCGCAAGCAUUUUAUCAACCCGUUCAAUGUAUUCACGUCAGUGAAGUGGAUUUGAAGGCGAGAAAAGGAACAAGAGAAAAACGAGAAAAAUUGAAAAAGAAAAACAAAACGGCAAAACUCACUACUAUUACCAAAGUUGGCUUUAUUCCUCGAAACAAAUUGCAUUUGAAAAAGGUUGAUAAACAUUUGACAAAUGAUUGGAAGGCUGAACCCACGGAUGAUGCAUUUCCAGGUCGUUACUAUCGAUGGCCACUAUUCAAAGUGAGCGACGCAAUUCGAUUCCAUAAAGAAAAUCUCGAUCCAACGAUGUGGAAUGCAUUGGAUUCACCGUUGAAUAUGUCUGUUGAAAUGGAUAUGAUGGGUGACAAACCCACCAGAAUGAUAUCAAACUUUCAAAAACUUGUUGUCAUCAAACAUCCAUUUGAGCAUGGCCAAGAGCGAACGAUUUUGGUUUUUGCAAAAGAAGAAGAGAAUCGAAGCAAUGCGAUUAGAGCAGGUGCAACAACCGUCGGUGGUCCAGAUUUAAUCAAGAGUGCUCUGAAGGGAAACAUUCGUUUCGCCGACUAUCAAUUCAUUUUGGCGCAUCCAGAUAUCAUGCCCGAAAUGUUGGCACUGCGUGGUUUGCUCAAAAAGAAGUUCCCAUCGGCCAAGAAUGAAACAUUGGGCAUGAAUUUGUAUGAAUUGGUGAUGAAAUUUAUGAAUGGUCUCUUCAUUUCCGGCAGACGAGAUGAGUUCCAGGAGAACUUUGGCAUUGUGAAUACCUCAAUCGGAUCGCUGAACAUGCCAACAGAACAACUGAUCGAAAACUUCAAUGCCAUAUUGACUACGGUGAAUGGUCAACGGCCGAAUCGGCCCGGAAAAUUCAUCACACGUGUACAUUUGACCACACCUUUAUCAAAUGAAAAGUUCAAAAUUGAUCCAGCUGACUUCCCAUUCGCUGACUAUGUACGGCCCGGUCAAGUACCAACUUUACCGCAGAAGAAAGCAAAAAAAGGCCAGGAAAAACCGACAUUCGUUCGAAACUAUCAAUUAUUCCGUACGCCUGUGUAAACAAACCAUGUUAGUUGUAAAUGAAAAAUGUGUUAAUAUCAAAAAUUGAAUAGAAUAACGACCGUUUUAGAGUUUUAUUCAA
This is a messenger RNA of Sitodiplosis mosellana (orange wheat blossom midge), 1324 nucleotides long. RefSeq names its product 39S ribosomal protein L1, mitochondrial (gene mRpL1). The record is from RefSeq and is a predicted model, not a curated record. Lineage: Eukaryota; Metazoa; Arthropoda; Insecta; Diptera; Cecidomyiidae. The coding region runs from base 151 to 1242 and encodes 363 amino acids. The transcript is spliced from 4 exons.